Coregonus clupeaformis (lake whitefish) is the source of this 2131-nucleotide messenger RNA. RefSeq names its product regulator of G-protein signaling 4. Bases 104 to 712 code for a protein of 202 amino acids. The record is from RefSeq and is a predicted model, not a curated record. The transcript has 5 exons. Lineage: Eukaryota; Metazoa; Chordata; Actinopteri; Salmoniformes; Salmonidae.
GACACACUGACAGGACUAACAGUCAUACUAUUACAGACUUCUCCUCUGCACUCUAAACCACUGCAAAUCAUUAUCCUAGAUUUGGAUUGAGUAAGCAUACAACAUGUGUAAGGGAUUAGCAACACUGCCUGCAACCUGCUUGAAAAGUGCCAAAGACAUUAAACACAAGAUUGGCUUUCUGCUCCAGAAGCCUGAGUUUCCACCAGACCAGAAAUCGGUCAAAGAGAAGACCACCGCUGCCAAGAGAGGUUCACCUGCUGAUGUUGAGAAAUGGAAGCUGUCCUUCAACGACCUGAUGAAUUGUGAAGGUGGUCGUACAAUGUUCACUGCGUUCCUGAAGUCAGAGUUCAGCCAGGAGAACAUGGAAUUCUGGAACACUUGUGAGGAAUACAAAAAGUCUGCCCAAAACAAGAUGGCGGCAAAUGCCAAAGAGAUCUACGAACAGUACAUCGAGGCAGACUCUCCAAAUGAGGUGAACCUGGACUCAGCAACGCGAGAGGAGACCAGACAGAACCUGUCUAUUGCCGGCCUAUCCUGUUUCGACAACGCCCAGCAGAAGAUAUUCACUCUGAUGGAGAAAGACUCAUACAGACGGUUCCUCUGCUCCAAACUGAUCCAGGAUCUGUCCCUGUUGCCCACUACCACCCCACUCUGUGUGCUGAAGAUGAAAGGAGGGAAAAUAGGCUGUUCUGAGAACAGAUGUGGUGCAUAGAUGGAGAUGGAGAGAGAGAGAAACAAGGACAGAUUGAAGAAUGUGUCAAAUUUUGUCAAUCUGUGAGGGAAAAAGCAGGUAGUCUUGAAGAGAAAACUGAUUAUUAUGAGUGGGUGGGGUUUUAUUUUUUCCGUCCAUUGUUCCAGAUAACUAUUUCAACACGCAUCACAAAUUGAUUAUUUUUGAGACGAGGGGAUGGUUGGAGAGGGAGAGAAAACUGUCAGAGAUGUGAUUUUUCAGGAAGAAAUAUGCUCCUGAAAGGAUGCUGCUUUCCUUGAUUUUCAUUGUUGUGCGAGGGUCUGCUUUCUUUCCACUGAAUAUCUUCCAGAGCUCUAACAAAUGGUUCAAACAGGCAUUUAGGUAUUUCACUCUGGUCAGUUCCCUGUGUCCCCUCUGUCUGGCUUUAAUCAAGAGCUCAAAGCUAAGUCAUGCUUAAACACCAAUAAUGCUUUCCGGCUUGAAAAUGCUCUUCCUCAAACAGAGUGAUACAUUUAGAUGAUAGUUUCUGAAUGGAGAUAACUAAGGCUGGAUUGGUGUUAAAAGCUUAUUUCACCUGACUGAUGUUUUGUUUGACACUGUUUUUCUGUCUUUACUUUACCUGUGGCCAGUUUGUGCACUGCUAAGGUGUAACUCACUUGCCCUCUGUUAACCUGCCAACAAAGUCAUGACCAGGUGAUGUUUUGAUUCACAACACAGGGAGAAACAAUCUGGAAUUACUUCUCUAUCCACCCCUAACACACACACAGACACACACAGACACACUGACACGCACACACUCCCAUUUGAGCAAUUCAGCGACUGUUACACUUUCCUUGCUUCACCUGAUCCUUUCCUGUUGUGCUUAUGAAGUAACCCCACAGACAGUCAGACAUGCUUCUGAAUGGACAUCAUCUGAACAAUUUGAAUGUUGUCCCUCAGCUUCGUUUCACCGCAUGAAGGUAGCAAAUUACCCACAUGUACAUUACAGAACUGGGACAGAAACACAACACACCUGCCAGUGCUGGAAAUCUUCUUCCGUAGCUUAAUACAUGAGAACGGGCCUUCACAUAUGUCUAUAUUCUUAUUAAAUUAUUAACAUUUAGCUUAAAUAUCCAUGGCUGUAAGCUUUGUGUUCAUUACAUGAAAGCUGCUCAAAUUAUAGCUUUGUUGGUAUUGUAUUUUGAUAAUAACUCCCUGUAUUGCUUAUUGUAAAUUAUUUAUGUUAUAUUGUUAUUGGUAAUGCUAUUGAUAUCAUUAUAUGGUUAUUGGUAAUGCUAUUGAUAUCAUUAUAUGGUUAUUGAUAAUGCUAUUGAUAUCAUUAUAUGGUUCUGUAAGUUUUGUUUAAACAUGACUCCUACUCGCCUCCAAUGAUGAUGGCUAAAUAUUUAUUGUAAAAUGUAAUAAUCAUGUUUAUAUUUAUUUUAUUUUCCUAUUCAUGUU